Molecule: messenger RNA, 1950 nt
Organism: Corythoichthys intestinalis (scribbled pipefish)
Lineage: Eukaryota; Metazoa; Chordata; Actinopteri; Syngnathiformes; Syngnathidae
Gene: rmp64
Product: nucleolus and neural progenitor protein
Exons: 9
Coding region: 30-1445 (471 amino acids)
Biological process (GO): positive regulation of Notch signaling pathway
Cellular component (GO): nucleus
Source: RefSeq, a predicted model, not a curated record
UCUGGACUACCGUGUUGUUUUUUCACAACAUGGCAGCAGAACCAUGGAACAGGGUAAAUGUUUCCCAACCAAGUGCUAUUUCAACUGUCCGGGUGCAGUUUACUUCCAAAACAGACUUGACUGUCAAAAACCUGCUGUUGGAGAACGACAAAGUCCUCAGAAUACUUCAGAGUACUUUCCUUCAGACGGAAGUCCGCGUUCUCUACGCUUUGUUGUACAAUCUCAAUAACAGCACAAGAGGAAACAAAACAUUUCGAGUUGUAAAGCAAGUUGAACAGUGCAUUAACAGACUUAAAGAAAUGAAGCUAGAUGUCGCUCUGCAGAGUUUGGCUGAAUUGUGUCCCAAAAGGAUUCAAAGGCAGCUGGGCAUAAAGGCGAAGGAGUGUGAACUUCCAAGCCAACCCACACUGGAGUGGGAAUGUCUGAAAGUGCUGGGAGCUGCGCAACUGAUGAGCUGCACGUUAAAACGCUGCAGCAGAGCUUUCAUUUUAUCCAAGCAGCACAUGAGAAAUGAGUUCAUCAUACUGAAUAUGGUGCUAACCAGCAUGCUCAGUCGCCUCUGGGUUAGUUUCAGAGGGAUUCUGUCCUGCCUGUCUGCGCUCUACCAGCAUCUGUUGGCGCUCAGGGCAGAAGUGGCCCUUGCCCGACCCAUGCCCUUCCUCACGUACUUCGAGCUGCCUGCUAAUAUGGCCGACUUCCUUGGUCCUUGUGAGGCAGAUUUACUCGCCAUAAAACCAAAAUCUGGCGUUCAGGCCCCAGCUCAGGGGGCAACACAACGGCGGAAGCCUCUUGUCAGAGCAACAUAUACGAAGAAGGUUAAAGAAGAUCUCGGUGUUGCUGUGCAGAGAGAGCUGGCAUUGGACUCUGACAUAAAGCCUAUCAAUGUUACCAGGACUGUAGCAAAGAAGAUCCUACCAAAGAAAGAACACAAAGCUGAGAGAAAACGCAUGUUUCAGAGACACACCAUGCAAGCCGCUACCUUCAAAGAGAUGACAUUCAAUCUAGAAGAAAUGAUCAAGUGGUGCAAAUCCAAGAAAAUGAGUCAAACCAAACAACUUUUAACCUUCCUGAGAUUGAAGUGCCGACGGUUGACAGGAGCUGAGGCUGCCGGUUACAACGUGCAGAACAAGUUGCAGGCGUUCAAACAAAACGCUCGCCAGGCACUGUGUGGUGUUCGAAGCCAGUUGGUGAGGACCCGUCACUCUUCGUCUCCAGGCCAGAAAAGCGGUCGCCUGAGGAAACAUCUCUGGUCACUCAAGAUGCGAUUUAGAUCAACCAAAAUGAGAAAUAAUGUGAAAAAGAGACGCAAGCUAAAGAAGGGCCUGUCAAACAAACCUCCAGGUGCUGACUGGAUAAGCAGGACAAUAGGCAAUUGCACACCGAUGAUGGUUAACGGUGACAGCACUGAUGACAUUGAUGAUAUUUUCGCGUCUGUAGGUCUGUGAAAGUGUUUUUCAAAGGAACUUAUUUAAUGUUUUUAAACUUUUUAUUCCACUUCUUUUGUGAAUUCUCACAGGAAUUAUAAAUCAAGUUUAUGAAAUGUUCACCUGUGAGUAUCACAAACAAAAGUAAAGCAUUGUUGACCUGGGAAAUGAGGUUUUUUAAUAUUACAAAGAAUACCUUAUUGUAUCUUUUUAAAAAAUUAUGAAAGAGACACCACCAACAAACCAAGCUAAGAUUGGAUUUGGAAAGACUUCUUCCCAGGCAGUGUUGGGGUGUCCAGCAUUUAGCCAUGAAGAAAGUUCCAAAUAUGAUUUUUGAUACCAUUGUAUUCAAUGUGAUAAAAUUGGAGAGAAUCCCUCAUUUGCAGUCUGUUCUCAAGGUUUUUUCCCCCCUCCAAAUGGGAUUUUGAAUUUUUACCUUUUGGGGAGGAGGUUCGUGGAGCGAAUGCAAUUUUUGUCAACUGCUGUAUGAAUAAAUGAGAACUGACGAAACGGCACCGUAUUUGAA